Messenger RNA from Owenia fusiformis, 3429 nucleotides. The record is from the annotation of a GenBank genome assembly. NCBI's taxonomy places the organism in Eukaryota, Metazoa, Annelida, Polychaeta, Sabellida, Oweniidae.
UCAGAUUAAUUUUUAUUUGGAAACAUAUUUAACCAACUUGUUAUUGGAAGGAAAGGAAAGCACAUUCCAUAUAGGAUUCUAUAUAGGACGGAUACAUCAUGCACCAGGCAGGAGAGGGAUUGGCCGUCUUUGUCAUCUUGAUAUUGGCCCCAUCUAUAAUACAAGCACAAGUAUGUACUGGACCCGACGGUUUAUAUCCAGUGGCUAGCAAUUGCCAGAUGUUUCUUCAUUGUGCUGGGGGUAUGGGAUUCAUUCGUCAAUGUGGCCCCUACACGGCAUUCAACCCAGCAAUAGGAUUGUGUGAUCAUGCGGCCAAUGUAGCCUCAUGCUUCCUUGCUGCUCCUGCGACUACGUCAACUGCAGCUGCGACAACGUCAACUACAGCUGCGACAACUUCAACUACAGCUGCGACUACUUCAACAGCUGCGACAACUACAACAGGGGCUCUCCCUACGCCGGUUCCAGUAUCCUCCAGAAAAGUUGAUUUUUUUUGCUCAAAAGACGGCAAGUUCGCAUCUACGGAUUGUACUCAGUUCAUAGAGUGUGUCAAUGGUAACAUCAUAGUGGGAAGCUGUCCUAUAGAUCAGGUCUUCAACGAAAAGACGUCGUUAUGUGAUAGCGUCGCUAACGUGCCCAGGUGUUCAUUUACCAUCAAUAUUACCGAUGUAAAUGAGUUUCUUCCGAUGGCCGAGGACAUGUCUCGAAAAGCAUUGGACGACAGGACCAAGAAGGAGGCAGAUGCAUCAAAACAAAAUGCUGGCAAAGGAAAGGAUCGACCAUUUAAAGGCGUCCAAGACUUCCUUAAUGCUGAUAACUACGUCAGGAGGCUCUCUGAGUCACAGAAGCUUCAAGAAGAAGUACUGGAAAGAAUCAUGGACAAGUUCAGCUACACAAAGACACAAAUCCAAGAGGUUUUCCGUACUGUCACUGGACCUCUGCUUAGAGCUCAACCAGAGCCACCAAGACGCCAAGAUGGUGGCAGGCGACCACCUAUGAGAGAAAGUUGUCCCUAUCAACAGACAUUGUGCAACAGCAGUGACACCUAUCGUUCCCUAGACGGGACCUGUAAUAAUUUGAACCAUGGUCUUUGGGGCUCAGCAUUCACGCCAUUCACUCGUCUGUUGUUGCCUGAUUAUGCUGACGGAUACAACAAAUCACGUGUGGCAGUUGACGGUACUGAGCUGCCUUCGGCAAGGUUGGUGAGCAGUACUGUCUUUGAAGAUGUAGAAGUAAGCGACCAUGUCCAAUCCUUGGCUCUUAUGGUUUUUGGACAAUUCCUUGAUCACGAUGUUACAAGAACGGCUGUCUCUAGUCUCUUCUCAGAUGUAGAUAUGAUGACUGAAGUGUCCAACGUGCUAUGCGGAGAUGAUGGUUGCUCUACAGGAAAGAACGAUUUGGCUUCUUGUCUUCCCAUUAGUAUUCAAAGUGGUGACCCUGACUAUGGUAGCCAGAAAUGUUUAGAGUUUGUACGUAGUGAAGGCGUGCCACAACUCUCUUGUGCAUUUGGGCCAAAAGAACAGCUGAACCAGAUAACUGCGUUUAUCGACUCAUCUAAUGUUUACGGAAGCUCGUUGAGUGAUGCGGCCGCACUCCGCGAAAAUAGCACAGGGCGCCUUGCCAUGACAGUCCAUCCUUACCAAUCAACACUGAAGAAGCUCCUGCCCAGAAAGCCGGAAGCGACUUUCAAUGAGAGCUGCACCGGAUCCAACACAACUGUCAGGUGCUUCGAGGCAGGUGAUGGUCGAGUCAACGAACAAGUGACUCUAGCUUCUUUCCACACAAUAUUCGCCCGUGAGCACAACCGCAUUGCCAAUACGCUGUCUUCUAUGAACACAGACUGGGAUGAUGAGAGACUAUAUCAGGAGGCGAGGAAGAUCGUCAAUGGUAUGUGGCAACAUAUCAUCUACAAAGAGUACAUUCCCCUGAUUCUAGGACCAACAGAGAUAGUCAAAUACGGAGUGAAACUCUUGGAGAGCGGGUUCUACACAGGUUAUGACAGCAGCAUUAAUGCUCAGAUGUUUAACUCAUUCUCAACUGCCGCAUUCCGGUUCGGUCACAGUCAGAUUGGUGACGAGAUCUUCCGUUCUACAUCAUCUUUUGGUGACAUCGACGAACCAUUUCUUAGCACGGCCUUCUCAAACCCACACCUGAUAUACGAUGUGAACGGUGGUGGUGUGGACUCCUUGGUGAGGGGCCUUGUGAACAAUCCCGGCUACAAUACUGAUCGCUUUUUCUCAAAGCAAAUCACCAAGAGUUUAUUUACACCUUCACCUCCAAUGGGCAUUGGGACUGAUCUUGUUUCACUCAACAUCCAAAGAGGGCGAGACCAUGGACUUCCCGGUUACAACGAGUACCGUAGCAUUUGUGGACUGAAGAAAGCCACAAGUUUCAACGAUCUUGCCACUGAUAUACCUAGUCAGGAUACUCGGAAUAAACUAGAGACUUUAUAUGGCAAUGUUGACAAUAUAGAUAUCUUCGCUGGAGGAGUUAUUGAAAAGAACGUUGUCGGAGGUUCUGUUGGACCAACAUUCGCAUGUAUCCUUGGGGUACAAUUCAAGAAUGCCAGGAGGGGCGACAGGUUUUGGUACGAGAACAACAUUCCCCAAGGAUUUACAGCAGAUCAACUGACAGAGAUCCGUAAAGCAAGUCUCGCCCGUAUCAUGUGUGACAACAGUGACACCACUACAACCAUCCAACCACUCGUAAUGUUGCUACCAAGGAGUAAAGCGAAUACAACUGCUCCUUUCUUCGAAACCACUAACAUCAAUGAAUUCUACGCAAGUGGUGAUAACGAGAGAGUUGCAUGUAGCGCCAUACCAUCAUUAGAUCUCACAAAAUGGAAGGCAUAGAUCAACACAUCGACAUACAAACAGCUUCGACAUGCCCAAGCUGGUGCUAACCUUGAAAACAAUGGUCAGCAAUGACUUACAUGGUGACACGGACCUCUGCCAGUUAGCUCUUCUUGGUGGCUAGGCUCAAUGAAUAUACUCAUGUUUAUUUCUUCAUUGAGCCUACUACCAAUAGGGCUGGGCGUGGCUCCGGAUCUGUGCAUGGUGACACAAAAAGACAACCCAUAAAUAAAACCCCAUACAUUUUAUUCACAGUGCAAAAAAUUCUAGAUGCAAUUUGUAUAAAAAACACUUCAGUUUAAACAUGUCUGAACUGGCAAUUGAAACAGAAUGUUGAAUCAGAUGAAAAAAUACAGGACACUCAUUUCAAAGACAUACGCCAUGUCUCCUAGUGCUAUAUCAGCCGUCGGUAGAUUAAAGGAAUAAACUACCUGUAUCAUUCGAAUUCUAUACUGAAAAUUGAAUAUUGAAAAGCAUGGGUGCAUGCACUAACCCAUAUACAUAAUACAGCUUGAAACGUGGUCUUGCGUCAAUAAGUACAUAAACAAUAAAGAAAUACAUAAUAUGAAAUCGACAUCGA